AGGAUACGGCCCGCGGUCAAUAGUUGAAUAGUGUCGCUGCGCUGUAGCCAGUGGUAAUUGUAUUGAUUAGUGAAAUUAUUCUAUAACUUCCGUAUCUCUCAGCCCACCAGAGCUUCCGUGUUCCAGUCUACCCUUGCUGGAUUUUUUACUUUGUGUUUUUUUACAAUGCGGGCAAUUCCGGAGGAGUUAACGACGCUUAUUUCAGAUCUUGAAGAUUUCCUCUCCGAUGGUCUGAAAGGAGAGAAUUUGAGCAAGAAGGCGAAGGAGAAAAGAGAAGCAUUUGUAAAGCGGAUCAAAGAGGUCAAAUCUGGAUACCCUCAAGAUUUCAACGAGAAACGAGAUGCAGAGGACUCAGAAGAGGAAGAAGAGGUGGACAGCAACAAUGAUGGAGGGUCAGAACGCACAGAUAAGGAUGAUGAGACCUGUGAAGGUGCUCAGCAGUCUCCAGCUGUGGCAGCUCAGGACCUCCAGUCUGUGUUCAAGGCCGGACACCUGGAGAAACGCAGGAAGGAUCACAGCUUCUUUGGCACAGAGUGGCAGAAGAGAUGGUGCGCUUUGAGCAGCCACAUAUUCUACUACUACGGCAGUGAGAAAGACAAGCAGCAGAAGGGCGAGUUUGCGAUUGAUGGCUACAGUGUCAAGAUGAAUAACACCCUGCGAAAAGAUUCCAAGAAAGAUUGCUGCUUUGAAAUUUCUGCCUCUGACAAGCGAGUAUAUCAUUUCUGUGCGUCAUCUCAGAAAGAGGCAGAGGAAUGGGUGGAGCAGAUAGAUUUUGUUUUGAGAGACAUGUUAGGGGUCAUUCCUUUGGACGAGGAGACGUACGAUGACAUUGGCCCUGUCGAGGCGGAGCCUAUUGACGAUGACAUCUACGAAGAACUCCCAGAGGAGGACAUUUCUGCUCCUCCAAAGCCCAGCCCUCCAAAGCCCAAGGUGGAACCACCCACGCCACACAGCAAACCCAGCCCACCCACUAAAGCUACAGUGAAUAAGAUCACAGACUACCAGAACUACUACCAGGGUAUAUGGGACUGUACAGGAGAUCAACCAGAUGAACUGUCCUUCAGACGGGGAGACGCCAUCUACAUCCUCAGCAAGGAGUACCAGAGCUAUGGUUGGUGGAUCGGGGAGAUGAAGGGUUCUGUUGGCAUCGUGCCUAAAGAAUACCUCAUGGAGCUGUAUGCCAUUUAAAGGCCCACCUGAGCAGGGCAUCUAAAUCCCAUCUUCCAUGUGUGAUGCAUAGAGACUGACCAUAUCUGAAGGGGAUGUUAAACUAAGCAGCAAAGCCAACUGUCUGUAGCAAAAUGAAAAAUAAUGGAUGCAUGUCAUGUCCAUCUUGAUCUUACAAAGUGCUUUAAGGAGUUUUGUCAGCAGGUAUUUGAGUUCAGUAAACUGCUUUUGUUUCUAAGUUAUCGCCACGUUUCCCCUUUUGAUACAUGGUCUGUCCAGUGUCUUUGUAUUGUGAACUGUCUACAAAGAAUCGCUUAUGGAGUCUUUGGUUGAGAAAUAUGUGUAUAUUAGUGGUCAGGCAUAUUGAAUAAAUACUUCCUACUGCU
Messenger RNA from Coregonus clupeaformis (lake whitefish), 1553 nucleotides. RefSeq names its product src kinase associated phosphoprotein 2 (gene skap2). NCBI's taxonomy places the organism in Eukaryota, Metazoa, Chordata, Actinopteri, Salmoniformes, Salmonidae. The coding region runs from base 166 to 1188 and encodes 340 amino acids. The record is from RefSeq and is a predicted model, not a curated record. Gene Ontology annotation, molecular function: protein binding. The transcript is spliced from 13 exons. Gene Ontology annotation, cellular component: cytoplasm; plasma membrane.